Pteropus alecto (black flying fox) is the source of this 1401-nucleotide messenger RNA. It is a transcript of the gene RASGEF1C, whose product is annotated as RasGEF domain family member 1C. Bases 1 to 1401 code for a protein of 466 amino acids. The transcript is spliced from 13 exons. The record is from RefSeq and is a predicted model, not a curated record. Gene Ontology annotation, molecular function: guanyl-nucleotide exchange factor activity. Gene Ontology annotation, biological process: positive regulation of GTPase activity; Ras protein signal transduction. NCBI's taxonomy places the organism in Eukaryota, Metazoa, Chordata, Mammalia, Chiroptera, Pteropodidae. Gene Ontology annotation, cellular component: plasma membrane.
AUGCCCCGGACACUGAGUGCCUCCGAAAUGGUGACACCUGGCAGCCCCGGCCCACCCCUCACCGAGCCCACGGAGGGCGAGCAGGCCGGGCAACCCCUCCUGGAUGGGGCUCCAUCCUCAGCCUCCCUGGACACCCUGAUCCAGCACCUGGUGCCCACGGCCGACUAUUACCCCGAGAAAGCCUACAUCUUCACCUCCCUGCUGAGCUCCCGCCUCUUCAUCAAGCCCCAGGAGCUCCUGGCCCGGGUCUGCCGUUUGUGCAUCGAGCAGCAGCAGCUGGACAAGCCAGUGCUAGACAAGGCCCAGGUCCGGAAGUUUGGCCCCAAACUGCUCCAGUUGUUGGCCGAGUGGACAGAGACCUUCCCGCAGGACUUCCAGGAAGAGUCGACAAUUGGGCACGUGAAGGACGUGGUGGGCCGCAUCGCCCCCUGUGACGAGGCAUACAGAAGGAGGAUGCACCAGCUCCUGCAGGCUCUGCACCAGAAGCUGGCAGCUCUGGGUCAGGGGCCAGAAAGCCUGCUGGGUGCCGACAAGCCCAUCUCCUACAGGACCAAGCCACCAGCCUCCAUCCACAGGGAGCUCCUUGGCGUCUGCAGCGACCCCUACACGCUGGCUCAGCAGCUGACCCACGUGGAGCUGGAACGCCUGAGACACAUCGGGCCAGAGGAGUUUGUCCAGGCUUUUGUGAACAAGGACCCUCUGGCCAGCACAAAGCCCUGUUUCAGUGACAAGACGAAGAACCUGGAAGCUUACGUGAAGUGGUUCAACAGAUUAUGCUACCUCGUAGCGACUGAGAUCUGCAUGCCGGCCAAGAAGAAGCGGAGGGCCCAGGUGAUCGAGUUCUUCGUCGACGUGGCCCGCGAGUGCUUCAACAUCGGCAACUUCAACUCCCUCAUGGCCAUUGUCUCUGGCAUGAACAUGAGCCCUGUCUCUAGGCUGAAGAAGACCUGGGCCAAAGUGAAGACAGCUAAGUUUUUCAUUCUCGAGCACCAGAUGGACCCAACAGGGAAUUUCUGCAACUACAGGACAGCCCUACGUGGCGCAGCCCACCGCUCCCUGACGGCCCACAGCAGCCGGGAAAAGAUCGUCAUUCCCUUCUUCAGCUUGCUCAUCAAAGACAUCUACUUCCUGAACGAGGGCUGUGCCAACCGCCUCCCCAAUGGACACAUCAACUUUGAGAAAUUUCUGGAGCUGGCCAAGCAGGUUGGAGAGUUUAUCACAUGGAAACAAGUGGAAUGUCCCUUCGAGCAAGACCCCAGCAUCACCCACUACCUGUACACGGCUCCCAUCUUCAGUGAGGACGGUCUUUAUUUGGCUUCAUAUGAAAGUGAGAGCCCAGAGAACCACUCAGAAAAAGAGAGGUGGAAAACUCUAAGGUCCUCUAUUUUGGGGAAGACGUGA